Messenger RNA from Mixia osmundae IAM 14324, 1120 nucleotides. RefSeq lists its product as uncharacterized. The coding region runs from base 112 to 1053 and encodes 313 amino acids. Gene Ontology annotation, molecular function: large ribosomal subunit rRNA binding; structural constituent of ribosome. Lineage: Eukaryota; Fungi; Basidiomycota; Mixiomycetes; Mixiales; Mixiaceae. The transcript is spliced from 3 exons. The record is from RefSeq and is a predicted model, not a curated record. Gene Ontology annotation, cellular component: cytosolic large ribosomal subunit. Gene Ontology annotation, biological process: ribosome biogenesis; ribosomal large subunit assembly; cytoplasmic translation.
UUUCCUACGUCUUCACUCAGAAGACAAAAGCAAAGCGGGGGUCUCCAGUUCGCACAAGGAGCAAGAUCAGACACUGUCGCUUUGAGCUCGUAACGCCAGACACAGACCAAGAUGGGCAAGACAAAGGACGUCAAGGCGGCUUACUUUGAGAAGCUCCGCGUACUCGUCGAGACUUACCCUGCCAUCUUUGUCGUCGAAGUCGAGAAUGUCGGCUCGAAUCAGAUGCAUCAGAUUCGACAGGCACUCCGAGGCAAGGCAGUCGUCCUCAUGGGCAAGAACACGAUGAUCCGUCGUGCGAUGCGAGGCAUGAUCACCGAGUUCCCUCAGCUCGAACGAUUCCUGCCUUACGUCAAGGGCAACGUCGGCUUCGUCUUCACAAAGAGUGAUCUCAAGGAGGUCAGAGACAUCAUCGUCGCCAACAAGGUCGCCGCACCUGCCCGUGCCGGUGCCUACGCUCCCCUCGAUGUUUCUAUCCAGGCCGGUCCUACCGGUAUGGAACCUGGCAAGACAUCCUUCUUCCAGGCACUGGGUAUCCCUACCAAGAUCGCAAGAGGUGCUAUCGAAAUCGUCUCUGUCGUCAAAGUCGUCACUGCCGGCACUCGCGUCGGUGCCUCAGAAGCGACCUUGCUCAACAUGCUCAACAUCUCGCCCUUCACGUACGGAGCUGUGCCCAUCGCAGUCUUCUCUGACGGCAUGGCCUUCAACCCGUCCGUGCUCGAUGUCGAAGACAAGGUGCUGAUCGAUCGCUUCCUGUCGGGCAUCAAGACGAUUGCCGCCAUCUCGCUCGCAAUCAACUACCCCACACUGGCAUCCGUCACCCACUCGCUCGUCAACUCGUACAAGAACUUGCUCGCUGUCGCGAUCGAGACCGAAUACGAGUUCGAAGGCGUUCAGAAGAUCAAGGCUUACCUUGCCGAUCCUUCUGCCUUUGCUGCUGCCGCGCCUGCAGAGUCCGCCGCCGCUGCCGACGCGCCUGCUGCUGCCGCCGAGGAAGCGCCCGCAGAGGAAAAGGAGGAAUCCGACGAUGACAUGGGCUUCGGUCUCUUCGACUAGACAUGUCUUCCAUUGCAAUCUGUGCUCAGGUCCAAGUACAUGCCUGACCGCUGCUGAUGAAUUUGCG